GAGUCGAGGACGGGUUGGGCGAGUGAGAGAGGGACUGCUGGUGUAGUGGAGUGAAAGUGCUGCCCGAGGACACUCUUUUUUUUGUGAGCGGUUGUAUUUUGUGAUCCGUAUAACAGAAGACUUGUGGUCUUCAUCACUACAUUAAACUAAACAUAUCCAGACGGUUCAACUUCCCAUAGAAUGGAAUCAAGCGAGUACCGUAGAAACCAGUCGGAAAAUAAUUUUACAACUUUACAGAAGAUUUGGUAUUCAAGUGAUAAAGAAAAUAAAAAGCGUCGACAAGUAGAGGAGAAAAUACUGGACUACAGGAUACCAGAAGCCCAUGAUCUUUCUAAACCUACUUCUACACCUAGAAUGGAACCAAUCAAGUCCCGUAGAAGAACGAAGCAAGAAAAUUUCUUGUGGUACCGUAGUACCGCAAAAAAUAAUAAUUGUUUAACUUUUCACAAGAUUUGGUAUCCAAGUGAAGAAAGGGAUAAAGAAGAAAAACAUCGACAAGUAAAGGAAGAAUGGCUUGACUGUCAGAUGCCAGAAGCCAUAGAAGUGAAUCCCUCCAAGCGCAGAUGCCUUUGGCCUUCCGCCAAGGAAUCGUACAUGCCUUAUACCUCAGGAAUCCAGAAUACCCAAGUGAAAUGGUAUUCAAGUGAAGAAAGGGAUAAAGAAGAAAAACAUCGACAAGUAAAGGAAGAAUGGCUUGACUGUCAGAUGCCAGAAGCCAUAGAAGUGAAUCUCUCCAAGCGCAGAUGCCUUUGGCCUUCCGCCAAGGAAUCGUACAUGCCUUAUACCUCAGGAGUCCAGAAUACCCAAGUGAAAUGGUAUUCAAGUGAAGAAAUGGAUAAAGAAGAAAAACAUCGACAAGUAAAGGAAGAAUGGCUUGACUGUCAGAUGCCAGAUGCCAUAGAAGUGAAUCCCUCCAAGCGCAGAUGCCUUUGGCGUUCCUCCAAGGAAACGUACAUGCCUUAUACCUCAGGAGUCCAGAAUACCCAAGUGAAAUGGUAUUCAAGUGAAGAAAUGGAUAAAGAAGAAAAACAUCGACAAGUAAAGGAAGAAUGGCUUGACUGUCAGAUGCCAGAAGCCAUAGAAGUAAAUCCCUCUAGGCGCAGAUGCCUUUGGCGUUCCUCCAAGGAAACGUACAUGCCUUAUACCUCAAGAGUCCAGAAUACCCAGUCGAGCAUUACUAAGGCCGACCCAUUUUCGCUCCACUAUGGUGAUAUUCCUCAACCUUGUAAAGAAAACGUCAGUAUACCUCAAGAAUACUCCACUGUCAUAAAGUAUAGAGCUUCCUUGUUAAGCAACUCCAGUGAAUCUUACAGACCAAGUCAUCGAUAUUCAAUAUAUGACGAGAAUGGAUACAACGUAAGAGGUUACUACACUGCAGGAUUCUACCCUCAGCAAUGACAACUGACUCAUGCUCUUUUAAUUAUAAACUGAUGCAUUUUCUAGUUUUAAACCGACUCAAAAUGUUUUUAAUAUAAACUGACGCAUGCUUCUUUUAAUUAUAAACUGAUGCAUUUUUAAAUAAACUGAAGCCUAAUUUUUAAUUAUAAACUGACGCGUGUUUUGUAACUAUAAACUAUCUUUUUAUAAAAUGACGCUUAGCAUGUCUAUUCUUCAAUUAAAUAUUCGU
This is a messenger RNA of Procambarus clarkii (red swamp crayfish), 1627 nucleotides long. RefSeq lists its product as uncharacterized. Lineage: Eukaryota; Metazoa; Arthropoda; Malacostraca; Decapoda; Cambaridae. The record is from RefSeq and is a predicted model, not a curated record.